AAUCUUAUUCGUUUAAACGCAGAUAAACGUGUUGCAAAGGCGACGUAGAAAUGAUAAAUGUUCAAAACAAACUCCCCAAAUAGUCAAAAUGUCAUCGUAUCCAAUCGUCAGUUAAACGCUGGAGUGAACCCGAGACGAUGGCACCAGUACAAGGAGCGCAAAAAGCGAAUCCAGUCCGUCUUUUUUCUUGCACGCUGCAGAGUUUCCUCGAAGCUCCGUGUUUUGGCCCCGAUCCGUGCUCCAAGUUAAGCUGUAGUUUCCAUGGCUGACCAUGGUUUGGUGCUGUUGGCUCUCUCUGUCUGCUCAACCCAGGCUGUGCGGAGCUCCCUGCGGGAUCAGAGCGCUCCCCCGCCGGGACCCUACUCUCACAUCCUCCUGCUGGGACACGGCUACAUUUCCAGCCAAGCCUGGCUUUAUUAUGUGUGUCUGCGCUGCAGCCCCGCCAGCAGUCGGAUCGGGAGGCGGAGGGAAGACCAGAGUCAGGACAAAGAAAAAGGGAGAGAGAGGCUAGCGACUAGAAAUAUUUACGGCUUUUAGUACGAUAAAGAAGAAGAAGAAGAAAAAUCCGCUCAGGUGAAAAUGCUGCGUAAAAUGCCAUUGAGAGUGGCACCUUCGGAAAAAUAACAGCGAAGGAGGGCGGUUCGGCGGGAUCACAACGAAAAGAGACAGUUGCGACAACUGCAAAAAGGAGGAAAAACAUUGCGAAUCAAUUCCGAAACACCGUCGAAGUGGCUUUUGCACAUUAUCGGCAAGUAUUGUCGCCUCUCGCCACUGAUCAGGUGUAAUUUGGGCACGCUCCGCUUCUUCAAACUCUGAGCGCGCGUGCCCGGUCCGCCGUUACGGAGGAACAAAAGAGCGUUCGCUUCUCGAGCACGGGAAAAGCCGCAAGUUAUUCGUUAAAUCUACAGGUUGGAGAAGUUCAAUCAUUGGAAUAUCAGUUUCCAUUGCCGUAGGCCUACUCUCUCUUCCUUUGAACGCUUCUGGACUAGCGAGACUGAAGUUGCCGCAUUGCAACAGGCAAAGUGAAGAAAUCUCCCAAGUAUCAGCGCGUGACCUGUCAAUAUUUCUCGGAGAGGACAAGAUACCCGUUAAAGAAAGUAAAAUAUUGUUGUUAACACGGAGAUGUCUAGACGCAAGCAGGCCAAACCGCGCUCCGUUAAAGCGGUGGAAGAGGCCGAAUCUACAGAGUGCGCCAGUGGUUGGGACUCCUCUGUACAUACAGAUGCAGCAGUAUCAGAGCGAGACUCUGAUAGAAAGGAGAGCCGGGCGGCGGGUGAGGACGGAGAACAGAGUGUGACCAGUCAUGAUGAGAGGGUGGGAGAGGAGGAUUUAGAUGACGACUCCAUCUUCACCUGUGACAACUGCCAACAGGACUUUUCUCGACUGUCUUGA
Molecule: messenger RNA, 1392 nt
Organism: Sinocyclocheilus anshuiensis
Lineage: Eukaryota; Metazoa; Chordata; Actinopteri; Cypriniformes; Cyprinidae
Product: zinc finger protein 423-like
Exons: 3
Coding region: 1123-1392 (89 amino acids)
Source: RefSeq, a predicted model, not a curated record